AAUCCUAAAAUCGAAGAGAGCCUUCCUUUCCUUCCUUCCUCUUUUUACAAUUUUUUUUUCCUCUGCCGCCACAGUUCACACACACAUACAGAAAAGCCGCCUCCACCCUCCCCUCCACCCCCGUCGCUCUCCGCCUAGGGUUUCUAGGGUUCUUCUCGGGGCUCCGACUCGCCCCGCCCUGCUCCCCGGGGGCUUCUCCGAGCUGGAUUUUCUCUCCUACCUCUUGCGCAUCUCCAUGCGCCGCUGGUUUAGCGGCUUCGUCGAUUAGCUCCCCCCCCCCCCCCCCCCCCCCCCUGCCGAUCCCCCGCUCUCGGCCCCUCCCCUCUCUGCUUUCGCUGCUCAUGAUUUCUCCAUCCGUGCAAACUCUCACACGAGCUGGCAGCUGAGACUGCUGAUUUAGCUGUCCGCUUGGUAUCGGUGCUUUGGUCUCUCUCUGGGAAUCGUUCCUUGGAGUGGGUUUGGCGGGGAAUUGGAUGGCAUUAGGCGAUUUGAUGGCGUCCAGGUUCUCGCAGUCCUCUCUGGUGGCGUUCGGGUCUAACCACAUCGACCGCUAUGAUGCGUUCGCUUCCUCCAGCAAUAGCAAUGAAGACAGUGAUUUGGUCCCCCACAGGAGGGAUUCUGAGGUCGCGAGCAAUAGCUAUGCAAAUGGUGGAGCUCACGCCACCACCAGCAUGGCCUACUUGCCGCAGAAUGCUGUGCUCUGCGAUCUACGGCACGAGGCCUUUGAGGCUUGUGUGCCCUGUGGUCCCUCCGACAGCGGUCUCGUUUCAAAAUGGCGGCCUAAGGACCGGAUGAAAACAGGAUGUGUAGCUAUAGUUUUGUGUUUAAACAUAAGCGUUGACCCACCUGAUGUAAUUAAGAUCUCUCCCUGUGCCAGAAUGGAGUGCUGGAUAGAUCCAUUUUCUAUGGCACCUCGAAAAGCUAUCGAAACAAUUGGAGAAGCCUUGAAGAGACAGUAUGAAAGGUGGCAACCCAAGGCUUGCUAUAAGGAUAAACUCGAUCCUACUGUAGAUGAAGUGAAGAAGCUUUGUACAGCAUGUCGCAAAUAUGCUAAGUCUGAGCGGGUUCUUUUUCAUUAUAAUGGACAUGGUGUACCAAAGCCGACUGCCAAUGGUGAAAUCUGGGUGUUCAAUAAGAGCUAUACGCAAUAUAUUCCCUUGCCUAUCAGUGACCUUGAUUCUUGGUUGAAGACACCAUCUAUAUAUGUGUUUGACUGCUCUGCUGCUGGGUUGAUUGUUAAUGCCUUCAGUGAGCUUCAUGACUUAGGCUCUUCUAGCUCCGUUGGAUCUGCAAGAGAUUGCAUUCUUCUUGCAGCUUGUGAAGCACAUGAGACUCUUCCACAAAGUGCAGAAUUUCCUGCUGAUAUAUUUACUUCAUGCCUCACUACACCAAUUAAGAUGGCUUUAAGAUGGUUUUGUGCUCGGUCAUUACUCCGCGAAUCUCUUGAUUAUUCACUUAUAGAUAAAAUUCCUGGUCGUCCAAAUGAUCGGAAGACACUUCUGGGCGAAUUGAACUGGAUAUUUACUGCAGUAACAGACACAAUUGCCUGGAAUGUUUUACCUCAUGAUCUGUUUCGGAGAUUGUUCAGACAAGAUCUAUUAGUUGCCAGUCUGUUUCGGAAUUUUUUACUCGCUGAGAGGAUCAUGCGGUCAGCAAAUUGUUCCCCAAUUUCUCAUCCCAUGUUGCCUCCAACCCAUCAGCACCAUAUGUGGGAUGCCUGGGACAUGGCUGCUGAAAUCUGCCUCUCUCAGCUCCCAGCUUUGAUUGAGGAUCCUACAGCAGAAUUUCAGCCAAGCCCCUUCUUUACGGAACAACUAACAGCUUUUGAGGUGUGGCUUGAUCAUGGAAAUGAGCAGAAGAAACCACCAGAGCAGUUACCUAUAGUUCUUCAGGUUCUGCUCAGUCAAAGCCAUCGAUUUCGAGCACUUGUUCUGCUUGGAAGAUUUCUAGACAUGGGAUCCUGGGCUGUGGAUCUGGCCUUGUCUGUUGGAAUAUUUCCUUAUGUUCUUAAGCUGUUGCAAACAACGACACCUGAACUUCGGCAGAUUCUGGUAUUCAUAUGGACCAAAAUUCUUGCACUUGACAAGUCAUGUCAGGUGGAUUUGGUAAAGGAUGGGGGACACACAUACUUCAUCAGGUUUCUUGAUAGCAUUGAAGCAUUCCCAGAGCAGCGUGCAAUGGCUGCAUUUGUUUUGGCGGUCAUUGUUGAUGGCCACAGGAGGGGUCAAGAAGCCUGUAUUGAAGCUGGUCUGAUCCACGUCUGUUUGAGGCACCUACAGAGUUCAAAUCCAAAUGAUGUGCAAACCGAGCCUUUAUUUCUUCAGUGGCUUUGUCUCUGUCUGGGAAAGGUUUGGGAGGAUUUUACAGAGGCUCAAAUGAUUGGUUUGCAGGCUGAUGCCCCUGCCAUAUUUGGCCCUCUAUUGUCUGAGCCCCAGCCCGAGGUAAGGGCUGCUUCUGUUUUUGCACUGGGUACGCUGCUUGAUGUUGGCUUUGACUCGAGCAGAGAUGGUGGUGGAGGAGAUGAUGAAUAUGAUGACGAUGAAAAGAUUAGGACUGAAAUUAGCAUUGUUAGAAACCUUCUAAAUGUCGUAUCAGAUGGCAGCCCACUGGUGAGGGCAGAGGUUGCUGUGGCUCUUGCACGGUUUGCUUUUGGCCACAACAAGCACCUUAAAGCAGUUGCUGCUUCAUACUGGAAGCCGCACUCUAGUUUGCUGACAUCUUUGCCUUCACUUGCUCAAAUUAAAGCCCCAAGUAGUGGUUAUACCACGCCUGGGAGUAUUGUGGGACCAUUGCUACGGGUAGGUGCUGACAACUCAUCAGUGCGAGAUGGAAGGAUCUCCUCUAGCAGCCCUCUGGCAUCUUCUGGAAUUAUGCAUGGAUCUCCAUUGUCUGAUGAUUCAUCUCAACAUUCUGAUUCUGCAACGGUUAAUGAUGGCAUGAGCAAUGGUGUCACCAAUAAUUGCAGGCCAAAACCACUAGAUAGUACUAUGUACUCCCAUUGUGUAGCAGCUAUGUGUACUUUAGCUAAAGAUCCUUCGCCACGUGUUGCAAACCUGGGUAGGCGGGUACUUGCUAUUAUCGGAAUUGAACAAGUCGUGACUAAACCUUUGAAAGCUGGCUCUAUCAUACGGCCAGCCGAACCUGCAAAGGGAACUGCCCUUGCUGGACUGGCUCGUUCAUCUUCAUGGUUUGAGAUGCAUGCAUCAGGUCAUUUGCCAUUGACAUUUAGGACGCCUCCAGUUAGUCCUCCUCGACAAAGUUACUUGUCUGGAAUGCGAAGAGUUUGCUCUUUGGAGUUCAGGCCCUACCUUAUGAGUUCUCCAGAUUCUGGUCUGGCCGAUCCACUUUUGGGUUCAGGGGGAACAGAACGCAGUUUUCUUCCACAAUCAAUUAUCUAUAACUGGAGCUGUGGCCACUUCUCCAAGCCAGUUCUUGGUGGAGCGGAUGAUGGUGAUGAGCUGCAGAUUAGAAGAGAAGAGAGGGAGAAAUAUGCACUGGACCACAUAGCAAAAUGCCAGCACUCAUCUGUAAGCAAGCUCAACUAUCAAAUUGCUAGCUGGGAUACCAAAUUUGAAACAGGCACCAAAACAGCAUUGAUGCAGCCUUUCUCUCCAAUUGUGAUUGCUGCAGAUGAAAAUGAGCGGAUCAGGGUCUGGAACUAUGAAGAAGCCACACCUCUGAAUGGCUUUGAUAAUCAUGAUUUUCCAGAUAAAGGAAUUUCUAAUCUCUGCCUUAUCAAUGAGCUUGAUGAGAGCUUGCUCCUUGUUGCAUCAUGUGAUGGGAAUAUCCGAAUUUGGAGAGAUUAUACUAUUAGAGGCCAACAAAAACUUGUCACAGCAUUCUCAUCUAUCCAGGGACAUAAGCCUGGUGUGCGGAGUUUGAAUACUGUGGUGGACUGGCAACAACAGUCAGGCUAUUUGUAUGCUUCUGAUGAGAUAUCUUCCAUCAUGGUCUGGGAUCUUGAUAAGGAGAUGUUGGUUCAUUCUAUUGCAUCUGGCUCAGAUUGCAGUGUUUCUGCCCUGUCUGCUUCCCAAGUCCAUGGAGGUCUGCAUGCCGCUGGUUUUUCAGAUGGUUCUGUUAGACUGUAUGAUGUCCGAACACCUGAAAUGCUUGUCUGUUCAAUGUGGCCUCACAAGAAAAAGGAGAAGGUUGUCGGUAUUGGCUUUCAACCUGGACUAGAUCCGGCUAAGGUCGUCAGUGCUACACAAGCCGGAGACAUUCAGUUCCUCGAUAUAAGAAAUAACAUGGGCACUUAUCUAACAAUUGAUGCCCACCGGGGAUCUCUCACUGCCCUAGCCAUCCACCGGCAUGCACCCAUUAUAGCCAGCGGGUCAGCGAAGCAGCUCAUCAAAGUUUUCAGCCUCGAGGGCAAACAGCUCAGCACAAUUCGCUACACCCCGACUUUCAUGGCCCACAAGAUUGGUUCCGUCAGCUGCCUCACGUUCCACCCCUACCAGCUGCUCCUUGCUGCUGGAUCUGCAGAUCCAUUUGUGUCUAUAUACACCGACGAAAAUUCGGAGGCAUGAUACGACUGGUAACCAGGUUCCUUUCAUUAUUUCGAUAUCUUUGGGAGCCUCUCUUUCACUAGAGAGCAUCACAAUUGUGUGCUCAAGCAUUCACCAAAGAAGGUUGUAGAUCCUCUGCUCCGUCUCUGGCACACGCAAGCAUUUCUCCUCACUGAUCAGGGUCCUGAUCCAUCUCUCUCAAGAUGCGUGGGAUAUUACUGGGUUUGGAUGUCAUAUUGUGGGAAGUAUUCAUUAGCCUCCUCUAGCCAUAGAAGGGCUUCCGAGAUCUGUCAAUAUUUAUGCACCUUUACCGGGGGCUGUGGCAAAUAAUCUGUUAUACAGGUAAAUGCUUGUAAAUAGUUUUUUUUUUCCCCUUGUUUAUUAUUAUUAUUAUUAUUAUUAUUUUCGCCCUUUCUUUCGUGUGUUAAUUGUUUCCUCCCUCAUCCCUUUGUGCAAAAUAUGUAAAAGCGAAAUGGUGUCCAUCAUAAUUAUUGAUUAUUCUAAAAAAUCAGAUGUUUACUGU
Molecule: messenger RNA, 5028 nt
Organism: Punica granatum (pomegranate)
Lineage: Eukaryota; Viridiplantae; Streptophyta; Magnoliopsida; Myrtales; Lythraceae
Source: RefSeq, a predicted model, not a curated record